CCAGCCAGUCCACUUGCACAAGCGCAGUUGAUUCGUAGGUGAAUGAUGGCCCACAAAAUGGAAGGUGUUGUUGGUUGCGAACACUACAAAAGGAAAUCGAAAUUUGUCACACCUUGCUGCAAUAAAGUAUAUACAUGCCGUUUCUGUCAUGAUGAAAAUGAGAGCCACUGCGUAAAUAGGAAGGAUGUGACUGAACUUGUGUGCACAAACUGUGACACCAGGCAGAAAGUUCAGGCAGAAUGUGAGAAUUGCUCUUUACGAUUUGGCAAGUAUACAUGCUUGGAGUGCAAACUGUUUGAUGACGAAGAAAAAAAUCAGUACCACUGCGAUGGUUGUGGGAUAUGCCGUAUUGGUGGACGAGAUAAAUUCUUCCAUUGUGAGACGUGUAAUAUGUGCCUUCCUAUCAAAUUAAAGAACAGGCAUCGGUGUGUGGAGAAUGUCUCUCGUUCAAAUUGUCCUGUGUGCCUCGAGGACAUUCACACGUCACGGAUUCCUUGCCAUAUUCCUGAAUGUGGCCAUCUUCUGCACAGAACAUGUUUUGAAGAACUGUUUCAGGCAGGUCACUAUGCAUGUCCCACCUGUCAAACAUCACUCAUUGAUAUGUCACAGCUGUGGAAAUAUUUGGAUAAUGAAAUUGAGAUGACACCAAUGCCUCCAGAGUACAGAGAUUUUAAAGCUGAAAUUCUAUGCAAGGAUUGUCAUGAAGAGUCUGUAGUAAAAUUCCAUGUGGUAGGCUUGAAAUGUAUUAAUUGUGGAUCAUACAAUACAUGCAGAAUAAAAGGUUCUCCCAAACCAGAUGUAUCCGCUCGUCAGGAUGGACAGAAUGCAGCUGGAAGCUCAAGUCAUUCUUCCAGUGGUGGCUCCCCUGGUGCAGGAAGUGAAGGUCCAUGUCCGUCCUCAAAGUAAACGGCUUUAUUUGUGCAAAAGUAACUUAGUUUUCUCUCUAUAUCUUUUAUUUUGUUCGUAAAAUUGUUAUGACUAGUUGUUCUGGAUAGCACUGUAGCAUUUGCUUUACAAAUUUAUAAUUUAGAAGGUGACUGGGUGCUAAGUAUAUUUGUAGUUAUGUAGACCAGUGUUUAUUAACAGCCGAGCCACGGCCCGGUAGCUGCCCCUCGUGUUAUAGAAAAAAGAAUUUACCGAGCCGUGGUCUGACACAGGUUGAGAACCACUGAUGUAGACAGAUCAGUUAAAAGAUCAUUGUUGAUAACAGUAUGGUUCUUGAACUCUUGGUAUCUCCCCAAUGUAUAUUCCUAAUAUAAGUUGCUAAAUAAUUUUGUAUAAUGAAUUAUUUACUUACUGAAUAUUAAUAGGGAAGUAGGAAUCUUUAAAACUGCCCUAUCUAAUAGUUUGACUUGAAAUACAUCUUCAGCUUCAUUUCAGAUCCUUUACAGUGACAAAAGAUUGUAAUAAUAUUGGGUUAUUGCACGCUCACUGAUUGAUGUGGAUAUGGUGUAAGGUUUUGAAACACUUGCAUCUCUUGGUGGACUUAUACACAAACUGUAUUUUUGGUGAUGAACUGUUUUAGUUUGUUGCCACAGAAAAGUCCUAAAUUUAUAUGUGGAUUGUCUGCAACAAAAAUUAAUGGUGGUAAGCAGACAAAUUUUAGGUAUAUAUGGCAGUCUUCAGGCUUGGUAUUUACAAAAUCUAUGCUAAGGUAUUGGAUGUAGUUGUUACUUGAUAAAGAUGAAUUUUAGUGUAUGAUUCAGAAUUCAUAAUUUAACUGUUUUAUAAUGGAAGUGCAUGAAGUUAGAGCUCCUGGGUUUGAAUGUCAUUUCUCCAAAAAUUCUGGAAUAAGUAUAACUGUAUAUUUUGGUUUAAUAUCUAAAUGUACAGUUCCGGCUGCUGCAAUCUCAGAGCUGCUGAAGUGUUGGAGUAGGAUGUUAUUAAUGGAUGACUUGGUGAUGGAUUUAUGUGUUAUAACUUUGAGUAGGUGGUACACAAAGUUCAGUCACAAAACCUGGGGGCCUAAAGAUGCUGAGAAUCUCUGGUGUAAUCCUUACACCAUGUUUUUUAUGACAUUACUGGUGUUUGUUUUCCAGUUACUUUGGAAACUCUAACCAUUUAAAGUUUAGUGUUCAUAUUCCUCCUAUAUAUGUUAGCAUGUCUUAUUACUUGGUGCUGAGAAUAAAGAUUAAUAAAGGAAAACAGUUUAAUGUGAUUAUUCAUUACAGUGCACGUAACAGAUCCUUUCAUUGACUAAUUGGAAGUAAUGUCUCUGCUGUGAAAUUAAAUGUUAACAAUGUAUUUCACAAUGUUUCUUCAACCAUGUAUUUGUAAGAUAUGUAUGUGGUGUAACUAUGUGUUGCCAUGGAAGUCUUGAAUAUGUAUGAAGCAACCAUUGUACAUUUUGAAGUAAAAUGGUGUAUACAGCA
This is a messenger RNA of Cryptotermes secundus, 2372 nucleotides long. It is a transcript of the gene Rchy1, whose product is annotated as RING finger and CHY zinc finger domain-containing protein 1. Gene Ontology annotation, molecular function: ubiquitin protein ligase activity; zinc ion binding. Gene Ontology annotation, biological process: ubiquitin-dependent protein catabolic process; protein ubiquitination. Gene Ontology annotation, cellular component: nucleus. Lineage: Eukaryota; Metazoa; Arthropoda; Insecta; Blattodea; Kalotermitidae. The record is from RefSeq and is a predicted model, not a curated record.